UUGGCUGUUGAUUUCUGCUGCAUGUUGUUGGCAGUACUGUAUUAACAUGAAAUACUGCGUAUUUCUAAUGAAAGAGUGACUCAAACGCCAUUUAUACGCUUCGGGAUUUUGACUGACAACCAGCGAUGUCUGCUAAGGUUUUAUCUGCAAGCACUCGAACUCUGAGGAGUUUAAAAACUCUACAGAACUUUUCUGCACGAACUAUAAGCUCUGGGGACGUGAAUUUAAAGGGUCGCAGUUUCCUCACACUGAAGGACUUUAAUUCAGAAGAGAUCAAGAGGCUGUUGUGGGUCUCAGGAGACCUCAAACACAGGAUCAAGACUGAGAAAACGUACCUUCCUCUUCUGCAAGGGAAGUCCAUUGCAAUGAUAUUUGAGAAGAGGAGCACCAGAACAAGAAUGUCCACAGAAACAGGGUUUGCUCUGCUGGGUGGUCAUCCCUGUUUCCUCACCUCUCAGGAUAUUCACCUGGGAGUGAACGAGAGCAGCAGAGACACGGCCAGAGUUCUGUCUGGAUUCUGUGAUGUUGUUCUGGCUCGAGUGUACAGCCACUCCACACUGGAGGAGCUGCAUAAAGACGCCUCCAUCCCCAUCAUCAACGGUCUGUCAGACCUCUACCACCCCAUACAGAUCCUGGCCGACUAUCUCACGUUACAAGAACAUUAUGGGUCACUCAGUGGAUUAACGUUAAGCUGGAUUGGAGAUGGCAACAACGUCCUUCACUCCUUCAUGAUGUCUGCUGCCAAACUGGGAGUUCAUCUCAAGAUUGCGACACCAAAGGGUUACGAGCCAGAGAAGAGUGUGAUCCAGGAGGCACGGAGACUCUCCAAGGAGCAUGGUACCGAGCUCCUUCUCACCUCUGACCCCAUGGAGGCAGCACACAGCAGCAAUGUUCUGGUCACUGACACGUGGGUCAGCAUGGGUCAGGAAGAGGAGAAGAAGAGCAGGCUUCAAGACUUUAAAGGUUAUCAGAUUACAAUGCAGACAGGAAGUGUAGCCAACCCAGACUGGACAUUUAUGCACUGUCUGCCCCGUAAAACAGAGGAGGUGGAUGAUGAGGUCUUCUACUCUCCUCGCUCCCUCGUUUUCCCCGAGGCCGAGAAUAGGAAGUGGACAAUCAUGGGUCUGGUGGUUUCUCUUCUUACAGAUUACACACCACAAAUCCCCAUGCUGAAGUUUUAACUGGUAUUUGUACCAUAUCUACUGUCUGUGCCGCGCACAAUCCCAGUGACAAGAACCGUUAGAGGCACAGACUCCGGCACAGAGAAAACAUUGAGGAAAUGUUCAUUUCAGCCAUAAUCAAAAUAAGACAAAUCUUCCUAAUUGCAUGCUGUGAUAUUUAAGUCUUAAGUUUCAUCUAUCCAGGUUUUUUGUCGCUUUCUAAACUGCUCAUUCGCUUUGGACCAAACAUCCAGGUUUUUAUGUUCCAUAAACACUAAGGAUCACACUAAGGUCACACUGAUCUCUAAAUGGAACAUUGGACUAUCCUGACACAGACAGAAAAAUAGUUGGUCUUUCUAAUUCUGUGUUUGGGUAGAAAAUCUGAAAACGUUCUCUACAGAGUUUAGUAUGAAGAACAUACAUUUCUGUUGGUUUGUUAGGGUGACAUGAGUGAGCCUGCCAUGUGAACUAAUUACAUUUUUGAACUUGUAACAAAACAUGUACAACUACCGACUUAAUAAAAACAUGUCUAAAAAUUA
Molecule: messenger RNA, 1699 nt
Organism: Cynoglossus semilaevis (tongue sole)
Lineage: Eukaryota; Metazoa; Chordata; Actinopteri; Pleuronectiformes; Cynoglossidae
Gene: otc
Product: ornithine transcarbamylase
Exons: 10
Coding region: 126-1181 (351 amino acids)
Biological process (GO): L-citrulline biosynthetic process
Cellular component (GO): mitochondrion
Molecular function (GO): amino acid binding; ornithine carbamoyltransferase activity
Source: RefSeq, a predicted model, not a curated record